AUGUCGGUAAAGCCAAUAAAAAUGCCGCCCGCGACGAAAGAUUCGACAAUUCUGAAGAUUGCAGUGGAAAUGUUAAAUGCACCUGAUAAGGUGCCACAGUUGAUAGAGUUCGAUCAAAGUCAACCUCUCUCCAGCAUAAUUCAGCUCUUGUGUAAAGCUUGGGGGCUUCCUGAUCCUACUAAUUACGCUUUGCAGUUCUCGGAGAGUAAUAAUCAAAAUUAUAUUACAGAAAAGAAUCGAAAUGAAAUAAAAAACGGAUCUGUACUUCGAUUAGAACAGUCCCCCGCAAAGACGGUCCAGGACAUAUUAACAAAAAUAAACACUGGUACAGACUCCGAACAAACGCAAGCUUUAAUGAAGUUAUCCACAGUUAGCAGUGACCUCACUUUUGCACUUGAAUUUAUUAAUAAAAAAGGCCUAUCAUUAAUAAUAAGCAACAUAGAAACUGGGAAAUUCAAAGCAACUGCAUUGAAGUAUGCUUUAGUUACUUUUGUUGAGCUCAUGGAUCAUGGCAUAAUAUCUUGGGACAUUUUGGAAAAUCAGUUUAUAAACAAAGUUGUUAGUUUUGUCAGUAAUCAGACUAAUACACAAGAUCCCAAGAUAAUUCAGUCCUGUCUCUCAAUACUUGAAAACAUUGUUCUUAAUAGUUCUGGAAAAAACUCUCAUGUUGAAAAAGAAAUAACAAUUCCUAGUUUGAUUUCACAUUUAGAAAAUUCAGAUAGAAUAAUUCAGCAAAAUGCCAUAGCUCUAAUCAAUGCAAUUUUCUUGAAAGCUGACAUGACCAAGCGCAAGACCAUAGCAGCUACCCUAUGUUCUAAGCAAGUUCGAAAUAAAAUAUAUGAAAACUUGAUUACUGAAAAUGUAUCAAAAGAAACUUCUGUAACUGAGCUGGCUCAUCAACUGUAUGUCUUGCAGACUUUAACUUUGGGAUUAUUGGAACCAAGAAUGUGUCAAAGGGCUGACUCACAGGAACAAGAGUCACAAGAAAAAAUUAAAGAACUAAGAAAAUAUGCUUUUGAAAAUGAUGCUAACACAAACAUUGAAGUAACAACUAGACGCCAGACGGGUAGUUUAUCAAAGGAUUUCAAGAAGUUAGGUUUUAAAUGUGAAAUAGAUCCAAUAAAAGAUUUCAAUGAAACCCCACCAGGAGUUUUAUCUCUGGACUGUAUGCUUUAUUUUGCACGAAAUUACAGAGAAGAUUAUACCAAAAUAGUAUUGAGGAACAGUUGUCGUCCUGACGAGCUUGAAUGUCCUUUUGGAAAGACAAGUGUUGAAUUGGUUAAACUAUUGUGUGAAAUAUUGCUUAUUGGUGAAGCUCCAAGUGAGCAAGGACAAACUUAUCAUCCUCUAUUUUUUACACAUGACCAUCCUUUUGAAGAAUUAUUUUGUAUUUGCAUAGUUCUUUUGAACAAAACAUGGAAAGAAAUGAGAGCUACCACAGAGGACUUUGUUAAAGUAUUGAGUGUUGUUCGUGAACAGAUAACUAGAGCUUUAGCUGCAGCUCCAAAAAGUUUUGAUAAGUUUAGGCAAAGGGUGAAAGAAUUAACAUAUAAUGAAAUCACACACCUAUGGCAGCAAGAACGCACAAACAGAGAGGUAUGGGAGUCUCAUGCCAAACCCAUUGUGGAGUUGAAAGAAAAAAUUACCCCUGAAAUUAUAGACUUAAUUCAGCAACAAAGAUUGGGUGUGUUAGUUGGAGGCACAAGAUUUAAAAAAUACCUAAAAAUUAAUAGAAAAGACAAGUUCUGGUUUGUUCGUUUGUCACCAAACCACAAAAUACUUCACUAUGGUGAGUGUGAUGAAAAAAGUACACCCAGUUUAGAAGAAUUGAGUACUAAGCUAGCUGUUGCAGAUGUAAAGUGUGUUGUUGUCGGCAAAGAAUGUCCUCAUAUGAAGGAUUUGAAAGGUAAAAUCAGUAGCCCUCAUUUGGCAUUCUCUUUAAUAUUAAAAGCUGCAGAGGUCCCCUCGUUAGACUUUGUAGCACCCGAUGAGCAAAUAUUUGAUUACUGGACUGAUGGAAUUAAUGCGUUACUAAAAGAAAAGAUGACAAGCAAGUCUUUUGAUAAUGAUCUUGAGACUUUACUAUCUAUGGAUAUCAAAGUUCGUCUACUUGACGCUGAAGGCAUAGACAUUCCCCAAAACCCACCACAAAUACCACCAGAACCUGAAGAUUAUGAUUUUUACUAUGAAAAUAAUUAA
Molecule: messenger RNA, 2199 nt
Organism: Pieris macdunnoughi
Lineage: Eukaryota; Metazoa; Arthropoda; Insecta; Lepidoptera; Pieridae
Source: the annotation of a GenBank genome assembly